Sungouiella intermedia is the source of this 1125-nucleotide messenger RNA. NCBI's taxonomy places the organism in Eukaryota, Fungi, Ascomycota, Pichiomycetes, Serinales, Metschnikowiaceae. The record is from the annotation of a GenBank genome assembly.
AUGGAAGCGUCUGAGCUACGUAAACUCACGACGCCGUCGCCCCAGUUAAAACAUUCCACCAUGUUGUCAAGGUCCAAUUCUCGCUCGAAAGGUAUCAACUUCAAUACUGUCACUCCAAGUCCCCUCAAGACCGUGAACGUUACUCAUACUUCAACAGACACUCAAACGCCUCUGCAGCUGGCCAGAAUUCACAAGAAUGGCUCAGUAGAACGUCACAGAGACAUAAAAGCACAGCAAGGUUUCCAGUAUGACUUUGUUCUCCCACUGGCCGAGCAGCUUAAGGGCCUUGAUGUUGAUGAACAGCUACGACUAUUAGCACUCAAAGAGAUGAGUGUGGUAGAGAUCAAAGACGGCAUUUCCAACUUGAGAACCAAGUUGAACGACACAGAACGCGACUUGCGCCAGCUCCGUGAAGUCAUUCAGCGCUCGCUUUACAAGGAGAUGAACGUAAACGGGCCCCCAAGGACUCAAACACAGAAAACUGCGUACCAGGGAAAAGCACGACGUCGGAACACGCCAGUAAUAGAUAACGGCUCCUCAGAGAUGAAGGAGAACCAACCACCUGACCAACUGUCGAAUAUAUGGUCCAAUUUAUCCAAACCCAUCACAUUCAUCCAGCAAAUAGACACCAUGCUACUGAAUGAGUUUGAGAAGUCGUUGGGCGCUGACCAGCCAUCAGGACACCCGAAAACAAACAAGAAAGACUAUGUAAGGCAGAGGAGGUUAAGUAAGGUCCCUAGAGAUGAAGCAGAUCGCCAUUUAUAUGAUCUGGAUCCAUCUCCUCUCAAAGAUCGUUCAAACUUCACCGGAACUAGCAGCUACUAUCAGCAAUUGCUCCAAUCUUCGGAGAGCUCCGAGGACAUGUUUCAGGCGGUGUCUACAUCUUUAUGGUCGUUUGUUAACGAUAUGAAAACGAACAUGUUGGCUUCGUUGAAUGAACAGACUGAAGAGUCAGAGAAAUCGACACCAAAGUCAACACCGCUCAACCUCAACGAUCCGGUUAAAUCUGACGAGAUAUCCGUGGAUAUGUUGACUUUAAGUGACGAAGAAACGUUCAGCGGAGAGGAAGAAGUUGAUCUAACCAUGUACUCGUCCAUGAGACGAAAUAAGGACAAGAAAUCCUAA